AGGAGGAAGCACGGAUCAAGCUAAGAAGGUACAGAUUUUAUCUAAUUUUAAUGAUACCUACAAAAAAACAGCGAAAGUUAACAAUACAUAUGUAAAAGCAUAUAUAGAUACAGGCAGUGAAAUGAAUGUAAUAGCAAAUACGGCAGCGCUAGCUAUCGGCCUAAAAAUCAUGCCAAGUAAUGUGAUAUUGAAAGGAUUUGCUGGAAAUGGUGUUCAAGCUCUGGGCACUGUCGAAUUUACUCUUUAUGUGGACAACGUGCAGAUACGCACUACAGCUGUAACGACGGACACUGACCUAGGAGAAGUCGUUUUAAUUAUUGGCCAGCCUGUUAUAAAUGAUGAAAUAAUAUCCUUUACCGUUACACGAUGUGGAGCUGAACUUAAUAUGGCACCAAAUAACCAGCUUAAUUCUAUAGAUGUUAUCGAAGAAGCGAACUACUAUAAGGUACAGGUGGAAGCUGACACAGAGGUUCCAGUGGGAGACAGCUUGGUGAAAGUCAAGGUGGUAGGAGCACCACCAGGAGAACUGUGUUCAAAACAACGUCAGCAUAGCUUGGGAGCGGCGCACUACGCAAUAGCUAGUUCGAUUCUCCAGGGAGGCGCUGGUUACCUGAGAGUCUGCAACAUCGGUGAGGUGCCACUUCGAUUUAAGAAAGAAGACACCAUCACUCGUGCCGAGCUAUGUACAGGUAUAGUAGGGGAUGGCCGACUGUAACGAGUGCGUAGCGUGAGACGAGGAGAGGAGAGGAGAGGAGGUGGGGAACGAGGGGGAGCUGCGGGCGGAACAAUAAUAUGGCGGCAGACGCGCGCGCGGCGGAGAGAGAGUUGGUUGAGUUUUAG
Messenger RNA from Pararge aegeria (speckled wood butterfly), 840 nucleotides. RefSeq lists its product as uncharacterized. NCBI's taxonomy places the organism in Eukaryota, Metazoa, Arthropoda, Insecta, Lepidoptera, Nymphalidae. The transcript is spliced from 2 exons. The record is from RefSeq and is a predicted model, not a curated record. The coding region runs from base 122 to 715 and encodes 197 amino acids.